Messenger RNA from Helianthus annuus (common sunflower), 483 nucleotides. Its product is annotated as auxin transporter-like protein 1. The record is from RefSeq and is a predicted model, not a curated record. The transcript is spliced from 3 exons. Bases 91 to 483 code for a protein of 130 amino acids. Lineage: Eukaryota; Viridiplantae; Streptophyta; Magnoliopsida; Asterales; Asteraceae.
GAUGUCUUUUACAAGAUUUUUGUAGAGUAAGAAAACAGAGCAAACAUUAUUCCAAACAAGCAAGCUGAAGAAGCUAUAGUUCCUGGUGAGAUGAAAGGUGCUAAUGAGCAAGAACAACAACAGGGGGAACAAGAGGCAGGGGUAGAACAGUCAAUGUCUGGGUUCAAGAACUCUCUUUGGCAUGGUGGUUCUGCUUAUGAUGCUUGGUUCAGUUGUGCUUCAAACCAGGUGGUUCAAGUGCUCUUAACUUUGCCAUACUCUUUCUCUCAAUUGGGUAUACUUUCAGGAAUCAUAUUACAAGUGUUUUAUGGUCUUCUUGGAAGCUGGACUGCUUAUCUCAUCAGUGUUCUCUAUGUGGAGUAUAGAACAAGAAAGGAGAAAGAGAAUGUCAGCUUCAAGACUCAUGUGAUUCAGUUUAAACCAUACGUUCUUGGUGUCGUUGGCAAUCGAGAUAUCAUGGGCGGGAUUAGGAUUGGGUAUUGA